This is a messenger RNA of Scophthalmus maximus (turbot), 6092 nucleotides long. RefSeq names its product SMAD family member 2 (gene smad2). The record is from RefSeq and is a predicted model, not a curated record. The transcript has 11 exons. NCBI's taxonomy places the organism in Eukaryota, Metazoa, Chordata, Actinopteri, Pleuronectiformes, Scophthalmidae. Gene Ontology annotation, cellular component: heteromeric SMAD protein complex. The coding region runs from base 475 to 1890 and encodes 471 amino acids. Gene Ontology annotation, biological process: BMP signaling pathway; regulation of transcription by RNA polymerase II; anatomical structure morphogenesis. Gene Ontology annotation, molecular function: RNA polymerase II cis-regulatory region sequence-specific DNA binding; DNA-binding transcription factor activity, RNA polymerase II-specific; I-SMAD binding.
CGUUGAUGUUGUCGCUCCCCAUGUUCGGUUGCGCUUUGAAUGAGGGGCCGUCACCACCACCACCAUCCCCGGCGCCUCGGAUGUGGAAAAUACAGUUUAAAGUCUGCCUGGAUGUGUUUAUGAUGAACGAGCGGGCUCGUCUAACGGAUCCCCGAGCGGCCGCGCGGCGUCCUUCCCUCCCCUCGUCCGGUUUCGUUGGAUGUGCUACACCCCGCUCUCUAUGUGUUGUGCUCUCCAUCUGAUAUUUCCAAUGACUCCUCUGGGAUCUACGCCUUAGAUCUGAUUGAACCGUAUUCAAAAAUCCAUACAUACAUUUUUCUUCAAUUGGAAUUCAGUCAACAACCCAGCAUCUGUAUCACCGUUCUCCCCCCCCCUCCCCCUUCCUCUUCACUUCUGAUUAAGAGAGGCAUCAAAAAGACACUUUAGUUCCACACAUACGCGCGCACACACACACGCACACAUACAUCGGCCACCAUGUCCUCCAUCCUUCCCUUCACUCCCCCGGUAGUGAAACGCCUCCUGGGAUGGAAGAAGACUCCGACGGGUAGCGGGGGAGCAGGAGGAGGAAUAGGGGAGCAGAACGGAGGAGGACAGGAGGAGAAGUGGUGCGAAAAGGCUGUGAAGAGCCUGGUGAAGAAGCUGAAGAAGACGGGGCAGCUGGAUGAGCUGGAGAAGGCCAUCAGCACGCAGAACAGCAACACUAAGUGUGUUACUAUACCCAGCAAUUGCUCAGAUCUGUGGGGUCUAGGCUCAGGCCACACGAUAGAGCAGUGGGACUCUGCAGGCAUGUAUGGAUACCCUGACCACAGCAGGUCUCUGGACGGGCGUCUCCAGGUGUCCCACCGUAAGGGCCUGCCCCACGUCAUGUACUGCCGCCUCUGGAGAUGGCCCGACCUCCACAGCCACCACGAGCUGAGGGCCAUCGACACCUGCCAGUUCGCCUUCAACCUGAAGAAGGAUGAAGUGUGUGUUAAUCCCUAUCACUACCAGAGAGUGGAGACACCAGUGCUCCCUCCGGUGUUGGUGCCACGCCACACAGAGAUCCUGACAGAGCUUCCACCUCUUGACGAUUUUACAAACUCCAUCCCUGAAAAUACCAACUUCCCUGCUGGCAUAGACCCUCCGAAUAACUAUAUACCAGAGACUCCUCCGCCUGGCUACAUCAGUGAAGAUGGAGAGACCAGCGACCAGCAGAUGAAUCAAAGUAUGGAAUCAGGCUCACCAGCAGAAAUGUCACCAAGCACCCUGUCACCUGUCAGUCAUGGCCUGGACCUUCAGCCAGUCACCUACAGUGAACCAGCGUUCUGGUGCUCUAUAGCGUACUAUGAGCUCAACCAGCGGGUGGGAGAGACGUUCCACGCCUCGCAGCCUUCCCUUACGGUCGACGGCUUCACCGACCCCUCCAACUCGGAACGCUUCUGUCUCGGGCUCCUCAGCAACGUUAACAGGAACGCCACCGUUGAAAUGACGAGGAGACAUAUAGGUCGCGGUGUGAGGUUGUACUACAUCGGAGGGGAAGUGUUCGCCGAGUGCCUCAGCGACAGUGCCAUCUUUGUCCAGAGUCCCAACUGCAACCAGCGAUACGGCUGGCAUCCUGCCACAGUCUGCAAGAUACCACCAGGCUGUAAUCUGAAGAUUUUCAACAACCAAGAGUUUGCUGCGCUGCUGGCCCAGUCAGUCAAUCAGGGAUUCGAGGCAGUCUACCAGCUGACCAGGAUGUGCACGAUCAGGAUGAGCUUCGUCAAGGGCUGGGGAGCAGAGUACAGGCGUCAGACAGUAACCAGCACCCCCUGUUGGAUCGAGCUGCACCUCAACGGCCCCCUCCAGUGGUUGGACAAGGUGCUGACCCAGAUGGGAUCUCCCUCAGUGCGCUGCUCCAGUAUGUCAUAAACGGGGGUCCUGCUGGUGCGGACGCAAACGUCAAACUGACAUUUUCACAACGUUUGAACAGUGCGUCCCUGAAGAAAACAACCGUGCGGUCUUAAACAAAAAAAAAAAAAAAGGUUAACUCGAUGGACCUGGAGGAGAGAACGACGCGGACUUAUGGACAAUAGGGGAAUGUUAACAGUGAUGUCAACACUGGAUCUGAUUACCUUUUGGCUCUGCUGGAUCAACACCAGGCUGACAUUCCAGUAAUCACGGACCUAAUAAUGAUCGAGAUCACCCUGCAAUAUUAGAAAUGACAAAUGGUGAGUGAGGUCUCAACGGACCAGACUGCAUUCAUGUUUUUUUGGGGGGGGGUAUUUGAACAAGGCUGCAACCCAGAAACGCACAGCAGGACCGGGGCUUUAGCGUCCUCAGUAAAGGCAUGACCAUUGCUGUUUUUCUGGGAUCGAACAUGUGACCUUUUAGUAACAGGGACAGUCUGCUGUCGGACCACUUUCCCACCUUGCCUCUUCACUACCGACCUACCACAGCACAAGCUUUGACUCAGCCUCGAUAUUUCCGUUUUACACAAAGGGUUGACUCGCAGUAGUACUGCCGCUCCAGGCUCAUCUUCAACCAAAGUCAACUUUCAAGCCUGGACAUGAAUUUCUCUUCAGCAUCUCUUGGUUUUAGAGACCAAACUUCCGUUUUUAUGUCUGCUCCUCUUUGCUUCUCUCUCCCGAUCAGUCCCUGCGUUGUCGCGACCACAGACCCUGACAACAUGACCGUUGGAGAGAAAAGGUUCUAAUUAAUAUUACACACCCUGUCAAUACAUGUUCACAUGCGCACACACACACACAUUUACACACUUUUGAAGUUCACAUGUCAUUUCACCUAUUACAACACAAUUGUUUUUUGACACAACAAGAAAUGAUUUCCUCUUUGUGCUCGACGUCAGUUGGCCUCACAGUGGGGCAAAGGUUUGUGUGUGGAUUAGAGUUGAAGAAAAAAAAUACCUUUUAUUCUUCUGUGAGGAGUUUUUUUUAUUUUCCAAGUGUGGUCAGUUGCUAACCAGCGCAGAUAACUGGAACGAGUAAGCUAAGGAAAUCCUCCGAGCAGGAGCAUGUGACACGUCAGCUCUUGCGGAGCUGCUUCAUGCAGCUUCAAUCUUUUGAACGUUUAGUUAGUUAUAAUGAAUAAAUGCAGAAAUACUCCACAGUUCCCUCGAGUAGUUCGGGCCCAACACGAUGCACUAUCUCUUGUUUCCCCCUCCUGCAUGCUCUUGCUGUCUCUCUCUCUUACAUUCGCUUCCAUUUUUACAAUUGUGUCAUCUUGUAUAUGAAGGGGAGUCCUACGUCAGCCUUGUGCAGGAUCAGGACUCGCGCGCAAACCCAAGAGUCUAAGCUUCAGUGUCGCCCCCCCCCAACCCUGCUGUGUAACAGACAAAAAAGAGAAACGUUAAAAGUUUCACAGAUUUAGAAAAUGUGCAAGACUGAUGCACACGUUUCGCCCUUAUUGACAUUUUAUUAAUAGGAAAAGUCCUGCAUUGUUUUUUGACUUUUAAAAAAAGAAAAAAGCCCCUAUACUGUACUUGCACUGCCCCUAAUCAUGCACCCAUAAAUAAAGAUGCCUUUUAUGUAAAAAAAAAAAAAUACAGCAAGAUAUGCUUUGAAAUGUACAGAUAGGAAUGUUGCAAAUCCCAUUUGAAAGUUAAGAAAAUUACCAGAAAAUCUUUCAUAAAUUUAGGAUAUUCGCUAUUAAGAUUUUUGUCCUUAUAUUGUCUGAAUUGGCUUAUUGUACAUGUCCGGAGCAUAUAUUAGAUUUAAAUGAGAGUCCUCGCCCUAAUCUAAAAGCCAGCUAAUACCCAUAAAUGGGUAUUUUCGAGUCCAAAUCUUUUCAAACUCAAAGUAUUUAAGCUUUAAGUAUUUGACAAGCUAGUUUGCUACACAGUUAUUAUUUUUCUUUACACAUUCUUUUAGCUACAUUUUUGUAUUUCCAUGUAUUUUUUUAUAUAUAUAAAUAUAUUUAAAAUCUUUCAAAGCUUUCUUCCUUUUUAUUAGAAAUCAGAUAUUUUUUAAAGUACGCCCUCUUGUUUGAAACGACCACAGCUGGAUGAUGAUGAUGAUGAUGAAGAAGAAGAAGUGAAUGUGAAGUAUGUAGCAUAGGAUCUUAACGUUUUACCGCUGAGGAAACAGUCGUUCUGUGCCGCUCAGUGACGGAGACGUCGAGUCAUGACAUCAAAACCACAUUCGACUGCUAAAAAACGGUAAAAGUUUGCAGAGUUUUUGGAACCUAUUGGCGAUUAUCGCUGUCGAAAAAGUUUUUUUUUUUGCCUUACUGUUACUAAAAAUCUUCAGCUCUAUGAGUGUAUCCCAAAAUAUAAUGGUUGUUUUCCCCAAAGACUGAGCCCACGUAUUUACAGUAUGUCCUGUACACUGUUUCUAAAACCUAACUGCUGAUGAAAACCCAAUAGCUCCAGUAACCAUGGUAAUAUUUAAACUUCCCAAUGUCCUUUUGUUGUUGUUCUUCCUUAAAACAUUCAUUUUUAAAAUAUUCCAUAAGCUCUUGAUAAUGAAAUUCUGACCUUUGGGAGAUAGUAGUGAUUUCAUUCAGCUGCUGGGCUGCACAGUAUUAAUUUUCAGUAUCUCAGCGGUUGGUAUUAAUUUUUUUUAAAAGCUCAGACUUUGGGAGGUAAACUUAUUGAAUUCAGUCUUACCUUAGCAACUUAGGACAUUUCAGUAUUCAGUGUUUGAUUCUCAGUACGGUUGUAAACUGUAAAUUGAUUGAGCGUGUUUAUAUGCACACAGGUAUUUUACGACAUUACUGUAUGUCCCAGUUGAGGCCUCUUUACUGUAGGUGUAUAAACAACUGGAUUUUAAUUUGUAAAUGGGACUACACUUGCACCGCCAUCUUGGAUCAUACUGUCACAUUCCAGAUAUAUUGUUUGACUUUCUCUUAACUGGCAAAAAAAACAAAAAAACUGAUCUUAACUUGAUGAUGCUGGUGCAUGUAAACACACUCAGGUUUACAAUCUUAACUUUUAAAAAAUGCUGUAAAACACCAAAUUAGGUUUAAUUUAACAAUCAAAGGCUGUGACGAGAAGUCCAAAAAUCCUGAUGUGUAAUCAUACAUAGUGUCGAUCCUGCAGAAACGUUAGAAAACAAAUUUCGCGUUCCGUACACACUCUGAGAAAUGGCGUCCUCUCCUAGAGGGCAAUGUGCUCUGACCAAAGUGAAAGAAAAUCUCAAAAGCGAAUGAUUGGUCUCGCAGGACAAGCUCUUUGUGGUUCGACCCAAGCAAAUUAUGAACUAUACUUUUUAUUUUUUGGAAAACCAUUCCAUUGUCACUUGUAACCAAACAAAACCAGCCAAAUGCUGUAGUGUUUGUCUUUGUCUCUCUGUAUGUGACUCUGUCUUUCCACUUGUCUGUCCUGUCUUAUUUUUAUUUUUUUUUCAUUUAUUUGGCAAAAAAGUUGAUUUUACUUUUUUUAGGUCAGCAUCACACACAUGCAAAAAUGAAGAUGUAGUGUUUCCUCUUCAGGUUGUUGUAUCUUUGCUUAGCCCACGUGUGUUUUCUAUGCAGUUGCAUCAAAUUGCGCUCUGAAACAUUUCCCCAUUAUAAAGAAAUAUGCAUAGCGUAUUUCUGCUACUGUUUUUAAAAAACAUUGCCAGGGUCCAGCAAAAGCCUUUUUUAUCUACUUCUUCUUUCUUUAAAAUGAGUGCCACCUAAAGUUGUACCCCACCCCCCCCCCAGAAAACCAACCACCCUUUCCUCACUUCCUCAAGAUUCAGUUUUUGGAGAUGGGAAAUGAGACCGAAUGAGGUUUCUUGUAGGCUACAUCUACACAUUCUGAGGGUCCACAUUCCUAUUUACAGAUCACAUAAUGUAUUUUUUUUCUUUUCUUAUUGUGAUGACAAUUGUGUAUCCCCAAAUAAAGCCACUUCCUGAUGAAUAUCCGGAAAAAAGAUGGCUUUUUUUUUGGAGAAAGUGAAGUUUCUACAUGUCACUAUAGUGGUGUUAUUGUAUAGUUUUACUUUUAUUUUGACCAUACAUGCUCUUUUUUUCUUUUCUUCUUGCUAUCGACAGAUUAUAUUCCAUUAGAAAACGAGCUGUUUAGGAUUUCUGUCUUCUUCAGACACUGAUGAUGAUCUUCAUAGGCUUUCCAACUAUUCUACAUAUACAUUCAACUUAUUACAGUGUACACUAAUAAAGCUGUUUUAAUUCAA